Messenger RNA from Eublepharis macularius, 1483 nucleotides. RefSeq names its product vesicle trafficking 1 (gene VTA1). Gene Ontology annotation, biological process: late endosome to vacuole transport via multivesicular body sorting pathway. NCBI's taxonomy places the organism in Eukaryota, Metazoa, Chordata, Lepidosauria, Squamata, Eublepharidae. The transcript is spliced from 9 exons. The record is from RefSeq and is a predicted model, not a curated record. The coding region runs from base 87 to 953 and encodes 288 amino acids. Gene Ontology annotation, cellular component: multivesicular body.
CGGAACUGUCGUGCUGACAACUCUGGCAAGAGAAUCGUGGGGGGUGUUUGUUGUUCUUCCGCAGCUUUGGUUGAGUCUGUAGCAUUAUGGCGGCCUCGGGCCUUCCGCCGCUUCCCGCACAGUUCAAGGCUGUUCAGCAUGUCCUGAGAACCGCGCAGGAGCUCGACAAGCGGGAGCCUGUGGUGGCCUAUUAUUGCCGUUUAUAUGCAAUGCAGACGGGCAUGAAGAUUGAUAGUAAAACCCCAGAGUGUCGCAAAUUUUUAUGCAAGCUCAUGGAUCAGCUUGAAGCUAUGAAGAAACAUUUGGGUGAUAAUGAAGCUAUUACUCAAGAAGUCGUUGGCUGUGCUCAUGUGGAGAAUUAUGCACUGAAAAUGUUUCUCUAUGCAGAUAAUGAAGAUCGAGCUGGGCAAUUUCACAAAAAUAUGAUUAAGUCUUUUUAUACGGCAAGUCUUCUAAUAGAUGUCCUGACUGUAUUUGGAGAAUUAACAGAUGAAAAUGUUCAACACAGAAAAUACGCAAGGUGGAAGGCAGCAUAUAUUCAUAAUUGUCUAAAAAAUGGAGAAACUCCACAAUCUGGACCUAUUGGAAUGGAAGGGGAAUACUAUGAUGAAAAUGAAGAAUUUGGCUCCCCUGCUCUUCCUGGCCAAGAAUCUCAGGCGUCAUCAUCUACCUACGAGCCAAGCAAUGUGCCCACAAGCAAUUACACUGGCAUACAUAUCCCACCAGGAGCUCAUGCUCCAGCUAACACUCCUGCUGAAGUUCCUCACACUACAGGUAUGACAAGCACUUCAGUUCAACCUACUCCUCAAAAUGUCCCCAUCGUGGAUCCUUCACUUUAUAAUGUUCAGCCAGGAGGGGAAAUUCGUUUGACUCCUGAAGAUUUUGCCAGGGCUCAGAAAUAUUGCAAAUAUGCUGGCAGUGCUUUGCAGUAUGAAGAUCCUCCGCUGCUGUGAUUCCGAGCUUACUAGAAACAUCUCAACCUACGAUUUGAAUCUUCAUGCAUAAUCAGUAAAGAACUGGUACAUAUAUCAUGAGGACCUGGUGCUUUUUAGUCUUCGCCUCAGCCAUGUGGGAGCAGCUGCUUCAUGAGCGCCUCCUGAAGAACUGGGAGAAUGCUGUAAAUGACCCAGUCCUGGUGCAGGGGUGGGGACGGGCUCAUAGAGUUGGCAAUUGUGUCAUUUAAAUUUGCUUAUAGUGUACAGGAUCUGCUUAUUGAUAGGCAGCUGCUGCACAGCUGGAAUAAUAUUUAGCUCAGUUAUUUGAUUAUCAAAAAUGUCCAAUUUUUUAAAUGGAUGGAAUGGUGUACAUUCUAAGCUAAUUUGAUUUCUUUGUUGUCUUAGAGUUACUUGGUUUACAAAUAGGGUAAAAGAUUUUGAGUGUUGCUUUAUUUUCAUACCAUUUUGCCUGUACUUCCUGAUAUUUGCAGUAUUUUUGCCUUUCUUCAUUCCACAGAUCUUAAGGACACCAUAAUAAAACAUGUUUG